This is a messenger RNA of Scophthalmus maximus (turbot), 5295 nucleotides long. RefSeq names its product calmodulin regulated spectrin-associated protein family, member 2b (gene camsap2b). The coding region runs from base 519 to 5072 and encodes 1517 amino acids. The record is from RefSeq and is a predicted model, not a curated record. Gene Ontology annotation, molecular function: spectrin binding; calmodulin binding; microtubule minus-end binding. Gene Ontology annotation, cellular component: microtubule minus-end. The transcript is spliced from 23 exons. Lineage: Eukaryota; Metazoa; Chordata; Actinopteri; Pleuronectiformes; Scophthalmidae. Gene Ontology annotation, biological process: cytoplasmic microtubule organization; neuron projection development; negative regulation of microtubule depolymerization.
GCAUCCUCCGAUCAGUGCGGCAGGAGCAGCGCAGCGAGGAGACGCCGCGGAGAGGGAGAAGGCAGAAGGGCGCAAACUGUUCGGCGAGAAAGCCAGGGGCAACAUGGACCCACACGGGCUCUUCGGCUCGUGUGUGAGCGCGUCCUGUGGCGUCGGACUGUGACCGCACAGCUGCCCCGUCACGUCGGCCUGAGGAUAAUAAAAGAACCGACCAGGGAAUGGAGGAAAUGUUCCGAAACCCCUGUUCCCAAACUGCGCCGCGCCGUCAGGGCUAGAGGAUAUCACUAGGACAGAAGGACAGAAAGCGGGAGGAUGGCGCUCACGUCUCCGAGGAGCUCCCUGUGAAACUCGUCGAGCCGAAGCUCAAAGUUUUUGGGUUUUUUUGGGGGGGGUCGGGGACAAGGGGAAUUUUUUUUUUCCCUUUUUUUUUUCUGCAUUGGAAUUCCUCUGGACGCGAUGUCAUCCGCAGUCGGGAGGAAUUCCUCUGGCUGACUGCUCCUCCUCCCGACACGGAGACGAUGGGGGACGCGGCGGACGAGCGGGGGACGAGGCGGACCUUCAUCGUCCCCGCCAUCCGCGGCUUCGAGCACUACGACUUCACCAGGGCCAAGGUCUCCUGCAGCCUGACGUGGCUGGUGGCCAAGGCGUUCGGCUCGGAUGCAGUACCAGAGGAGCUGGUCGAGCCUUUCUACAGGGACCAGUACAACCAGGAGCACCUCAAGCCUCCGGUGGCCUGCCUGCUCCAGUCUGCAGAGCUCUACUGCCGGGCGGGGAGCCUGAUCCUCCGCAGCGAUGCCGUCAAACCUUUGCUGGGACACAACGCUGUCAUCCAGGCCCUGGCCCAGAAAGGCCUGUACGUCACCGACCAGGACCGACUGGUCACAGAAAGAGACCUGACCAGCACACCCAUACUCAUGAGUUCCCAUCUGGCGCUCAUAGAUACCCUGAUGAUGGCGUACACAGUGGAGAUGAUGAGUGUGGAGAGGGUGAUGUCCUGCAUCAACAGAUACUCCUCCGCUGAACCCUCACACGGUGACGGGCACGUCCAGGAGCUGCCUUAUGACACCGAGGAUGCAAUCACCACCUGGAUCAAUAAGGUGAAUGAACACCUGAGGGACAUCCUCUUGGAGGAGCAGAAGCUGAGAGAGACUUCCUGUCAGGAGUCAAACACAGUAACACACAAAUCUCCCAGCAAAUGGUACUGGAGAUUAGUACCUGCUCGCUACAGGAGGGAGCAUGGCCAGCAACGGAGCGCUCCAUCGCUCCCCCUGGUGGACAACCUGCUGAAGGACAACACAGACGGCUGUGCCCUGACCGCCUUGCUGCACUUCUACUGCCCACAGGCCAUCAGACUGGAAGAUAUCUGCCUCAAGGAGACCAUGUCACUGGCUGACAGUUUGUACAACCUCCAGCUGGUGCAGGAGUUCUGCAAGAACAACCUCAACCACUGCUGCCACUUCAGCCUGGAGGACAUGCUGUAUGCACAUGCAUCCAUAAAGAGUAACUACCUGGUCUUUAUGGCUGAGCUUUUCUGGUGGUUUGAAGUGGUUAAACCCUCGUUUGUUCAGCCCAGAGUCUUCAACACAAACGCUUGUGAGCCUGUAUCCUCUAAGAAUAUGGCUCCUGUAUCCAGUCCAGUCAAACAGAGCUAUGCAGACACACCUGAGAGCCCAGAGGACAUCCCUGUCGCGGGUGUAAUGAAGAGAUCUACCUCCAUGUCCUAUGUGGAUGGCUGUGUUGGGACAUGGCCCAAAGAAAAACGCUCCUCCGCUCAUGGGAUCUCCUUCGAGAUUCCCCUGGACGGAGACCCGAUGCUGCCUCCCUGUGAUACCCCCUCCCUCCGAGGUAUGACCCGAUCGGCCAGUAGUGACGGUCUUGGGUUCAAAGUUCACUAUGCAUCCCGAGGAGGCAUGAAGCGCCACCUCUCCCUCAUGCCUGUCAAUGUCAACGGCCAGGGCAGACACAUACAAGAGGAGGAUGAGGACUUCACCUCCCACAAACCCCUGGGGCGGAACAACACAUUCUCAAUCAAGAACCAAAGCAGGUACUCCAACGGAGUCCUCCCAGACAGCAACCACUGCUCCAAUCACCAUGGCAACCACAGCGGCCACAUCAGCCCAUCCACCCCUCCUAGCAUUGAGGAGGCCCUGAAAAUUAUCCAUGACACAGAAAGGCCUCAUGCUAGCCUGGGUGUGGGGGACGGAGACAAUGGCUUCUUUCUCCACGGUGCAGAGCCUUCAGACCCUCCAGGGGCCCAGGGUCAAGGAGACGACCUGGAUUCAGCAAAGGCUCGACUGAACGACCACGACCCCAACUCUGUGUCCACUGAUGAAGUUGACACGGGCAUCCAUGUGAGGACAGAGGACAUCCACAGCUUGGAUGAGGACUCCUCCUCACUGAGAGACUAUUCAGAUAUAGACCCAGACUUUGAGACCAUGACCAGGUCAUGCCCUCUGACUGACCGGCCAGAGAGGGAGAGGAGCAGGGAAGGAGGGCGCAAAGGGGUUGGUGACACUAAUCCUGAGAGUGAAAGGGGAAAUGGAGGUGACGGAAGCCACCCCUGCUCCAGCUCAGCAACCACACUCCCCAGAUCUCACACUGACAGCCCCGCCUCGUCCUCUGGUGGCUCUGGAGGAGGCAUGGUGCGGAUGACGAGCUUUGCAGAGCAGAAAUUCAGGAAGCUGGAGGGGAGGAGUAGUGGCGGAACCACGCCAGAGGGUACAGAUGUCAAUGUGCCAUACACACACUCAACUAAAAACAUUUCCUCUCAGAUCUCUACACCUCCUCUGCCAAUUACAUCUCCCUCCCCGGUAACGCCUUCUCCCAGAGACCCGUCCCACAUUAUAGCCUCAGAGAUGAUUCAACUGAGGAUGAAGCUGGAAGAGAAACGCAGAGCCAUUGAAGCCCAGAAGAAGAAGGUGGAAGCAGCUUUUACUCGCCAUCGCCAGAGGAUGGGCAGAACAGCCUUUCUGAACGUUGUGAGAAGGAAAGGAGUGACUGCCCCCCUUAACCCCAGCUCAGGGGGAGAAACACCUUCCCCAGAGGCCUUCACAUCCUUAAAGGAACCCGGCCAGGGCAGCAUGGAUCGGGCAGAGAGGUGCAAACCAGAUGGAGCAGCGCCGAAAUCCCCCUGUGAAGACAGUGGAGCUGUGGCUCCAGGAGAAGUCGACCUCGCCGAAUACACACGCUCCAUUGAGAGGCUGAACACGUCACUGGGCUUCAUGCAGACAGAAAUGCAGCGUUUGGCCCAGCAGCAGGAGAAGAUCAUGGCCAUGAGAGAUCAGCAACAACAAGCCUGGGUCAUUCCUCCUCCCGCUCCAUCUCCACACAGGCAGCUCCGUGAGUUGCGCAGUAGCAGCGUAACAGGCCGAGGCUCAGUUGGGUCUUUGUCUCCCAUCCUGUCUUCUUCUGGCUCUCCACGCGCUCCCAAUCAUUCGCCCGCUGGCAUCAAGAGGCGGCCGGCUUCCUUCCAUGCCAGGACGCCCCGGACUCCACGACCAAAUGAUCUGAAAGUCACCCCCUUCAGCCGAAUGCUCAACACACCCACUUCAGUGGACAGCCUACCCAGACUGAGGCGUUUCUCUCCCAGCCAAAGCCAGAUCAGCUCUUUUGCCUACUUGGGCAAUGAUGAGGGGUCUAGGGAAAGAAAGAACCAAGAGGCCAAGGACAACAAAGAGAACACUAAAGACAAAGACGAGACAGUGGCAAAGAAGAGUGCUGGCAAAGAAACGGCCAAAGAGAGGGAAGGUGAGCAACAGGAGGAGAAGAAAGGGGCCAAACAGGCUCAGUCAAAGGGUGAGGUCAAACGAUCAAGGACAUCGGAGGUGUUAUCUCAGCCGGUGUCUGAGAUCCAAGUGGCCUCAGGCAGCCGGGUCAAAGGAGACACUCAGGACAGGAGAGACCUGGUGGAGGUUCCUCUGUCUGGGCUGAAUCCUCCAGGGGGCCACAGCCAGGAGGUGACUACAGAGGGAGAAACCGGAGGGCACGAUCAGAAGAUGUGCUGUGGAUUCUUCUUCAAGGACGACGUGAAAGGGGAAGAGGACAUGGCAGCAAAGAAAGCAGCACUGCUGGAGAAGAGGCUGAGGAGGGAAAAGGAGGCUCAGGAGAAGAAGCAACAGCAGGAGCUGGACCAGGAGCAGAAGAAGGAAGAAGCACGGCUGAAAGCGGAGGAGGAGCAGCAGAAGAAGGAUGACGAGAAAGCCAGGAGGGACUACAUCAAGAACGAAUAUUUGAGGAGGAAGCAGCUAAAGCUGAUGGAUGAUAUGAACGAAGUCAUCAAGCCUCGAUCUGGAAGCCUCAAGAAGAAGCCACGUCCCAAGUCCAUCCACAGGGAUGUCGUGGAGUCAUCUACCCCCCCUGUGAGAGCAACAGGGGUUCGUCCUCGAGGCUUCUCAGUGUCUAGUGUGUCUUUGGCGUCUCUCAAUCUGUCUGACAACAAUAGAGUCCAGCCGGAUAACAGGAAGAACAACAGAGGCAAUAAAAUAGCUUCUGCACAUGUCGCGUUCUUUCUAAGCUCCCCCAAAGAAAGAAAGGGAAGGCCGGACUCUGCGGAGGGUUUUUCUUCUUGUCCUUCGGCUGGUAGUCGGAACGGAGAGAAGGAUUGGGAAAAUGAUUCCACCACCUCCUCAACUCCCUCCAACACUGAGUACACAGGACCCAAACUAUACAAAGAGCCCAGUGCCAAGUCCAACAAGCACAUCAUCCAGAAUGCUCUGGCCCACUGCUGCCUGGCUGGCAAGGUCAACGAAGGGCCGAAAAACAAGAUAAUUGAUGAAAUGGAGAAAUCCGAAGCCAAUAACUUCCUGGUUUUGUUCCGCGACGCUGGAUGCCAGUUCAGGUCUGUGUACACCUACUGCCCCGAGACCGAAGAGAUCACCAGACUAGCAGGCAUCGGGCCCAGGAGCAUCACGCCCAAGAUGAUCGAGGGCCUCUACAAGUACAACUCUGACAGGAAGCAGUUCAGCCAGAUCCCAGCCAAAACCAUGUCUGCCAGUGUGGACGCCAUCACCAUCGCCAGCCAUCUGUGGCAGACCAAGAAGCAGGGGACGCCCAAAAAACUGCACACCAAGUAGCGCCGUAUGGCUUUUGCAACAUUUGGACAUGCGUCUCUGGGAAUAUCGUGGAAGAAUUUGUGGAUUUUACUAUUUCAUUAAAGGGACAUGUAUCAUAAAGUACAACUGGAAUGUAGAACACAAGUGGGCUUCUCCGACGUCGUGGCUGCAUUACAGGGCUGACUGUUACACUCUGGACUACUUACAAGGGGCACAAGUGUGUACUUGUCAGCAUGUGUAUCAA